Molecule: messenger RNA, 2017 nt
Organism: Ilex paraguariensis (yerba mate)
Lineage: Eukaryota; Viridiplantae; Streptophyta; Magnoliopsida; Aquifoliales; Aquifoliaceae
Source: the annotation of a GenBank genome assembly
ACUUCUCAUUCAACACAUAACGGAUACGGGGUAUCUCGUACUUAUGUAAACGCAUAUCUUUGACGAAAGGAAUCGUGAUUAUUCGUAGCUCUAGGGUUUUGAGUUUUGUAUAUUGGUCGAUCUUAGUCGUCAGUAUUGAUCUUUGAUAAUGGGUGCCGAGGGCGAGUCAAUCGUAUCUGGCGGGAGCAUCGGUGGUGUCGAAGAAGUCACUGUCAACAUUCGAUGCUCCAACGGCUCCAAGUUCUCCGUACGGACGAUCCUCAGUUCAAUGGUUGGGGCGUUUAAGGCUCUUCUGGCUCAGAACUGCGACGUCCCAGCUGAACAGCAGAGGUUGAUUUACAAAGGCCGGAUCUUGAAGGACGACCAAACCCUUGAUAGCUACGGUCUGCAGGCGAAUCACACCAUUCACAUGGUGCGUGGUUCUGCCCCAGCUGGAUCGUCACCUGCUGCCGCAACUACCAAUACUGGAAAUCCUACUAUCACACCAAGUGUGGCUCUGGGUGGUGGUUCAAAUGAAGGAGGGGGCUUUGGGGGCAAUGGUCUUGGGGCAUCUCUGUAUCCUGGGCUUGGUUUUGGUGCACUUGGUGGCACUGGAGCAUCUGGUUUACUUGGAGCUGGACUUCCAGAAUUUGAACAAGUGCAGCAGCAGCUCACUCAGAACCCCAACAUGAUGAGAGAAAUAAUGAACAUGCCGGCUAUUCAAAACCUUAUGAAUAACCCUGAUUUAAUGCGCAGCAUGAUGAUGAACAAUCCUCAAAUGCGUGAGAUCAUUGACCGAAACCCUGAGCUCGCUCAUAUUCUUAAUGAUCCAGGUAUUCUUCGACAGACAUUAGAAGCUGCUAGGAAUCCUGAGCUAAUGCGUGAGAUGAUGCGGAACACUGACAGAGCAAUGAGUAACAUUGAAUCUUCGCCUGAGGGAUUUAACAUGCUCAGACGCAUGUAUGAAAAUGUUCAGGAACCCUUUCUGAAUGCCACAACAAUGGGCGGAGGUAUCGGAAAUGAUGUGGGAUCAAACCCCUUUGCAGCUCUUCUGGGGAACCACGUUGGUGGUGCCCAAACCACAGAUGGAUCUAACAGCCCUUCAACUACUGGGUCUGAAACAACUACCGCAGCUACUGCUCCAAAUGCUAAUCCACUUCCAAAUCCUUGGAGUGGUACCGGUGGAGGUUCCCAAGCGAACACUACUACAAGGUCAAAUCCUACUGGGGAUGCAGGAGCACCAGGUAUUGGUGGGUUAGCUGGGCUUGCUCUCCCAGAGUUGGGAAACACUUUCGGCAUGCUGGAUCCUUCUGUAAUGAGUCAAAUCUUGCAGAAUCCAGCUAUUUCUCAGAUGAUGCAAAGUCUGUUUUCCAACCCCCAAUAUAUGAAUCAGAUUCUCGGUUCCAAUCCACAACUCCGCAGUAUGCUAGAUUUGAACCCGCAGUUAAGAGAAAUGAUGCAAAACCCAGAAAUUCUUCGUCAGCUAACGUCACCGGAGACAAUGCAGCAAAUGAUGGCUUUACAGCAGCCACUCGCUCAGCUGAACCGGCAGCAGUCAACCGGGGAACCAGCUCAGACAGGUGGUACUACAGGAACACAAAACAAUAUGGGCCUUGAGUUAUUGAUGAAUAUGUUUGGUGGACUUGGAGCUGGCGGCUUGACUGUUCCAAACACACCUGAUGUUCCUCCAGAAGAACUUUAUGCGACUCAACUGUCACAGCUUCAAGAAAUGGGUUUCUUUGACACGCAAGAAAAUAUCAGGGCUUUGCGUGCUACAUCAGGGAAUGUUCAUGCUGCCGUGGAACGACUUUUGGGGAACCCCAAUCAGUAGUCUCAACACCUGUUCUAUAUCUAAAUUGAAAGACUCGUGGGGCAUGUAAAACUAUUCAUUAUACUGGUGUCUUCUAAAGGUUAAAGACGAAAUAGCACUUUCAAUUCCAUUUUGGGCAUGUGAAUAAGAAAGUGCACGCCUCGAUAGUAAGAGCUCUGAACGUGCAGAUAGAGACUUUUGCAUUACUCUCUCUCUCUCUCUCUCUCG